CCAUGUCUCUGUUGGUUCUAUGUCUACUCGUCUCCUCCGUCAUGUCAUGCUCACAGUUCACGAGGUAUCUUCGGCCAGCUACGUGUCAUUACCAGAACCAAGAGAUCUCUGAGGGUUCAGUUACGUACGACGAGGUCGACCGUUGCGCCAUCUACAUGUGCAGUGGAGGACGGACUCACCUAGUCCACGGGAUAAAAUGCAUGGAUUAUCGAGGCAAAUGCAUGCCGAUUUUGUCACACUUUGAUCGCUACAAGAACGGCAGACGACAGCAGUGCUACUGUAUAGUACAUCACAGGAAGAAGAGAAAUAUGUACGUUAACUAUAUGAGCUGUUACCAGUGGUGACACAUGCUGCUAGUGGUGACACAUACUGCCAUUUAUGACAUCACCUGCUACUAAUGGUGUGAUUACCAGCUAUCAGUUGUGACACAUGCUGCUAGUGGUGACACCUACGACCAAUGGUGACACAUGCUUCCCGUGGUGACUCGUGCUACGCGUGGUGACACCUGCUAUCAGUGGUGACACUUGCAACCAGUGGUUAUAACUGUUACCAGUGGUGACACAUGGUAAUGGUGAGUUUACCAGCUACCAGUGAUGUCGCUAAAUAAUCAA
This is a messenger RNA of Physella acuta, 611 nucleotides long. RefSeq lists its product as uncharacterized. The record is from RefSeq and is a predicted model, not a curated record. NCBI's taxonomy places the organism in Eukaryota, Metazoa, Mollusca, Gastropoda, Physidae.